This is a messenger RNA of Ambispora gerdemannii, 423 nucleotides long. The record is from the annotation of a GenBank genome assembly. NCBI's taxonomy places the organism in Eukaryota, Fungi, Glomeromycota, Glomeromycetes, Archaeosporales, Ambisporaceae.
AUGUUAUUCUGGCGUGCUUUAGUUAGUGGCAUAUCAAUGUCUCUAGUUCUAACUCUCCUAGUGUUCUUUAUAAAUUUCCAAAUUUUGGCAAUAACCUCUGUAGAAUCUUUGGAUGAUACUCCAAAAAAUAUACCGCCAGCUGAUACAAUAAUACCUAAUUUACAAAAAGCUGCUGAUGCUACACCUUCUAACAGCGAUAAUUCUAAUAAUACUAGCAUAGCUGACACGUCUAAAGUUGACAGUACUGUGAGUGUACCCGGAACAUCAGGCGUAGCAAUACAUGCACAAAUGACUCUCUCCGCACAACAACGCGUUGCGUAUGCCAAGUAUUGUCGUGAUAUAAUAUGUGCUUUUCAAUAUUUUCAGGCCGACUUUAACAAUGGUAACAGUUGCAUGUGUAUUCAGCGAAAUCCAAAAUUUUGA